GGUUCCUGGGUGUGGCGACAGUCUGUGAUAAGUACCUGUGCACAGUUCACAGAAGUAGCUGUGCAGAGUUGGGACAGUGGUAAUAUGAAACCAGUCCUGUGGGGUUUUGUUCGUGGCCCUGGAGGCUGAAAUCUGCAUUCCAGAUGAAACCUGCAGCAAAUCGGAAGAGAGCCUCCUUUUUUUUUUUUUUUUCUUUUUCUUUUUUCCUUCUUUCUUCGGCUUCAAGGGCACUCACUCGAGUUCACUUUGGCUGGCCGGGAACUGAGGACUCGUCACAGGCACCGAGCAGUGGCACUGGAAGCUUCAGAUUCGUCACUUCAGGUUUCCAUUUGACAUUUUUCUGUGAUUAUGGAUUUACAAAAGAAGUUCUUUAUCAAAGUGGAAAUACUGUGCAAAAAAAUCCAUCAGGAAUUUUCUGCUGAAAACCACUCACAGCUUGUGUACUGGGAUAAGGAAGUAGCAAAUUACAAAUGCAUCCAGUUCUGUUCGGGAGCCUUGUUUAUAAAGCUGCUCGGCACUUUUUAGCACGUAGGAAGUUGUGUGCAGCCAGUAGGAUCACAGCGUCCCAGCAGGAACCAUUGGUCGAAUUUUCAACCAAGAUUAGUGCGCUGGCGUAUUUACUGUGACAAAAAGUCCUUUGUGUACAGGAACAAGUUACCGACGCUGCUGAGAACUUUUUUUACGGUGGGUCUUUUUGCUGCUCCUGGAAUACAGUUUGGAUACCUGAGGGAUACUUUGGCUGCCAGCGGCAGGAGGGCAGGGUGGCCUGGGGGAGGCUGGCUGCCCUCGCAGGGCCGGGGAGUGCUGCCUCCUGCAGUGCCUGCAGUGAGUUCAGUCUGCUGUCUGAAGGUAUGUAUUAAAUACUUGUUUAGCAGUUAGUAGCACUGCUAGAAGCAAAUCUAUCCUCAGCUUUACACAACAUGGAGGAAGAAGAAAAUGCGUUGCCCGAUUCCGGUGAGCUUCCAGACCUGGAGAAUACAGCAGAAGGCAAACCUGAUAUUUUCACUACUUUUUCUGUGAAAACACUUUUUGGAUUUACAACUAAAUUUGAACCUACAGCUUCCAAAGAAGAAACAGUACUUAAAGCAUUUCAACCCUUGCACACCAAUAUAAAUACUCAUGCUGACACCUGGCAUGAGAGGAAUGAUAAUGAUUGUAAAGAAGACUCAAAAAAUCAGCCCGGCAUGAAUAGUACCAGUGGCCAAGCUGACCCAAUGUCUGGCAGGCAAACUGACCUGGAACUGGAUUUAGCUGAACAACAUGAAUUACUUUUUCACCAUUUAAGGUUUGUACAGACUUCUUUGUCUCAAUCUGACAAUGAUGACAAGGAUGCUAUUCUUGUACAAGGUACUUUGGUUUGUACAACAAGUGAUACAGAAUCGGACACAGAGAGUAAGGACCCAGACACCAAUGAAAACGAUACAAGCAACUCUGGGCUAAAUAAUGCUGCUUUGUCUGCUGAGGCUUUGGAUUAUAACAAUCAAAAUAAGGAAGAGUCAGAAUCAGAAGGGCACAGCAACAGUGAGGACACUGUGGAUACAGAUGACAUUCAGUUACACCCACCAGUUUCUAAGCAACUCUCUGAAGAGCUGGAUGGUGUUCUGGAGCAUGACUCCAGUGGAAAAGACAAAAUUUUAAUGGAUGAGCAGUUUAGUUGCUUACUUGCUGCAGGGGAUUGCCCUCAAGAACUUCCAGAAGAAGAACAAAGACCUUCAGCUGACAAUACAUCGCUCCAAAAACCAGCACUGGCUGAAAAGACUUUCCAGCUGCCUGCUUUCUUCAGUGGACUACGUGUGAGGAAAAAGGGACUAACCACAGAGGAUGGGGAAACUCUUACAGAAAUUAAACCAAGAGAGAAUGAUUUAGCUCUGCUUAAAUUACGACAGCCUGUUAAGAAAUCCAGUAUUACAUCAGGUUUGACCACUAAAAAAAAAACGGCUGAACCUAAAGCAAGUCCUACAUUCCUGGAACACCUCUCGCACUUGUUGAACAUAGAAGUCUCCAAGAAUGAAGAUAGAACGGAGGACUUUGCUGAGGGAUCUGGGGACAUCGAGAACAGUGAUGAAGCUCAAGAGUACAAAGCCUCUAGCAAAACAGAACCACAACUUCCCUCUGAGGAAAUAAAAUCAAGCCCUGCUGAAUCUGCACUGGACGUCUUUAAAGCUUUAUUCUCACGGCCUCCCAAAAAAGAAACAACUGCAGAUACUUCGGAAUUGGAAGCCAUAAAACGCAAAAUGAGAAAUGAAAAAGAGUCCUUGAAAGCUGUAUUUGAAAGGUCAAAAUCAAAACCUGGGGAUGGACCAUCAGACAAAUCUCCUGACCUGAGUCCCUCAGAGCAAGAUGACAAGACUCCAGGGAGACUCCAGACUGUCUGGCCGCCACCAAAAGCAACACACGAAGAAGUAAAAGUAGGAUUGAAGUACACAGAAGCAGAGUACCAAGCUGCAAUUUUGCAUUUGAAGAGAGAACACAAAGAAGAAAUUGAAACAUUAAAGUCUCAGUUUGAACUCAGGGUAUUCCAUAUUCGUGGAGAACAUGCUGUAUCAACUGCUCAGCUUGAGGAAAACAUUGCACAGCUGAAGAAUGAGCUUGAUAAUAAAUUAAACAGAAGAAGUGAAAAAGCAAAGGAUAUUGGUGUUUCUACUGAAGAUGACAACCCACCAAAGACAUACCGAAAUGUAUGUAUACAGACUGACAGAGAAACUUUCAUAAAGCCUAGUGAAGAAGAAAACAGAGCUGUGAAAAAUAACCAAAUAGUACCCAAAAAGCUCAAUAUUUCUUCUUUGUCACAUAGUAUUUCUGCCCAAAGUGAAAAUAAGGACAGUUACAAUGUACAGUCUUCAGAAAGUGUCUUACCUUGUCAACCAAAACAAAUGCUGCCUCCUCCUCCACCACCACCACCACCACCACUACCACCACCACCUCCUCCUCCUCCCCUUCCUGAUUCUUCACUACAAGGUUUAGUUCCUCCACCACCUCCUUUGCCAAUGGGUCCAACUUCAGUGACUUCUCAGUUUGGAUCUGGUCCACCACUGCCAUCUUCACUUUCUGAAGGCUGUAGGGAUUUUCAAGCACCACCACCACCUCCACCACCACCGCUUCCAGGGCUGGGACCUCCUGUUCCUCCUCCACUGCCUGGAUCUGGGUUACCUCCACCCCCUCCACCUCCUGGGCCUGGGUUCUUUUUUAAUAGCACUUUAUCUUCAAACCAAGGUCCUCGAAAACCUGCCAUUGAACCUAGCCGUCCCAUGAAGCCUUUGUAUUGGACACGGAUACAGUUACAAGGCAGCAGAAAAACUGCUAUGCCAAUGUUAUGGGAAUCACUAGAAGAACCUGAUAUACUUGAUACUACUGAGUUUGAAUAUUUAUUCUCCAAAGACACCACUCAGGAAAAAAGAAAACCAUUGUCAGAGACUUACGAAAAAAAAAACAAGGCUAAAAAGAUUAUCAAAUUGUUGGAUGGAAAACGGUCUCAAACUGUAGGAAUUUUAAUAUCCAGUUUGCAUCUGGAGAUGAAGGAUAUUCAACAAGCUAUACUGUGUGUUGAUGACUCUGUAGUAGAUCUGGAAACACUGGAAGCCCUAUAUGAAAAUAGAGCACAAAAGGAUGAACUGGAGAAAAUCAAGCAAUAUUAUCAGACUUCAAAAGAGGAGGAACUGAAGCUUCUGGAUAAACCAGAACAAUUUUUAUAUGAGUUAUCUCAGAUCCCCAACUUCACAGAACGAGCUCAGUGUAUUAUCUUCCAGUCAGUUUUCUCUGAAGGGAUAACAGCAGUACACCGGAAAGUUGAUAUCAUAACUCGUGUUUCCAAGGCUUUGCUGAACAUGACAAGUGUAAAGGAAAUUUUAGGUUUGAUUCUGGCUUUUGGAAAUUAUAUGAAUGGCGGAAAUAGGACCCGAGGUCAAGCUGAUGGAUUUGGUUUGGAAAUACUCCCCAAACUAAAGGAUGUCAAAAGCAGAGAUAAUGGUAUUAAUCUGGUGGAUUAUGUCGUCAUAUAUUACCUGCGCCAUUGUGAUAAGGAAGCAGGAACAGACAAGAGUAUUUUUCCUUUACCAGAACCACAGGACUUUUUCCAGGCCUCACAAGUUAAGUUUGAAGACCUAAUAAAAGAUUUAAGGAAACUGAAGAGAGAUCUAGAAGCCUCUGAAAAGCAGAUGAAGUUAGUUUGCAGAGAGUCUUCUGAGGAGCAUCUCCAGCCCUUCAAGGAGAAGUUAGAGGAAUUCUUCCAGAAAGCUAAAGAAGAACGUAACAAAGAAGAGAGCAGUUUGGAAAAUGCACAAAAAUGCUUUGAAGAAACAGUGGGAUACUUUGGGAUAAAGCCAAAGCCUGGAGAGAAGGAGAUCUCACCGAACUAUGUUUUCACGGUGUGGUACGAAUUCUGCAGUGACUUCAAGACCAUUUGGAAACGAGAGAGCAAAAGCAUUUCCAAGGAACGAAUUAAAGUGGCUCAACAAUCAGUAAGCAAGUUAACUGCAGAGAAGAAAGUUGAAACGAAGAAAAUCAAUCCUACAGCUAGCCUGAAAGAAAGAUUACGUCAAAAAGAAGCCAGCGUGACGGCCAACUGAAAGAAGAAAGAUAAAAAUGAUAGUGUACUUUAUACCUUGCAUGUUGCUUUACUACAUCCAUGGCCCAGGGAGCACCUUAUAUUAGAUACUGAAUUGUGCUUUUCUAAUCUGUUCCAAGACAAUCCACUAAAGACUUUUCAGUUCCUUCAGAGGAGUUUGUAUAUUCAGUGGAGGGAAUUCUAAGGUUUUUACAUGGGAACUAAAAAUUAUUUUCUGUAACUCUUCCUUACAUUGCUUAAAAUGCAUCUGGUUGUUAAUGCUUAUUUAAAGUACUCUGUGAAUAAUGCAUUCAUGUGGAAGAGCUAAAAUGAGCAUCAUGGAUGCUAAGUAAUGACUAACAACCUGUAGGUUAUUUGCAGGGCUUUGGGUAGAUGAAAGCAAAUAUGCCAUUCAGCUCACAAAAGACUAUUAUAUCAUCCUUUUUGUUACUUCAGCAGUAACUGAGGUAAAAUUGACUGAUUCUAAAUAAUUUCACAGUGUCUAAGUAUUGGAUGCAUCUUUCUAAAAUUGAUUAGAAGUAAUUAUAGAUUUAUGCUGUAUUUUACUAUAAAUAUUUUUAUAGAAGCUCAAGCUUAUGCCAUACUUUAAAAUGGAAGCAAUAUUUUGCACAUGAAAAGGAAUAGCUUCAAAUUAUUUAGUUUUAUGAUUGAUGGCAUGACUGAUUCAUUAUUUUUUAUGGUUUUAACCUGACAUUUCCUAAAUUUUGCGCUUCAAAAGAAAAAUGUAUGUUUUUAUUACAGUAUAUAUUGAAAAUAUCAGUUCCAUAAAAUGAUGGUUUUAUUAGUCAUUAUUCAUUAAACUGAAAUACAGUAUGUCUCCAUGAAGCUACACAUUUGCCAUUAAAUCUCUACCUUUCCCUUCUAUUGAAAGCUUUCUUUUAAACAGUGAAUAUCUCCCUCUAAAAUAUAUUAUGCAAUCUGCUUUUGUCCCCCUAUAUUUGUAUGAAGAAUGUGUCCAGCAUACAUACACACACACACAUAUAUAUAUAUAAUUUUAAAAGUAAAAUGAGGAAGAAAUAAGAGUCUCACUGUCCUCUUGUAACAUUAUAACCUUUGCACAUAAAGUAGCAUACCCUGAAAAAAAAAACUAAAGAAUAUCCACAGUUACUUGAGGAUCCUUGCUGUAUUUUAGGGAUUCGGACUCUUACACAGAGACGUUGAAUCAGUAGCUAAUUUAAAGUAAAACAGAAAAGUGAUUUUUCAAUACGAAUAGGUAAUGGCCUGUACAUAGGCACAACAAACUAGAGAAAACAUGAUUCUACUUGCCGUCCAUAAGAGAGACAUCCCCUUCUUUAUGUUAAUGGUGUUUGAAGUUGAUUUAGAAUGUAGGUAAAGCAAAAAGUACAAAAAGGUUAUGGGGGAAGGUAUUAGUCCUUAAGUUAAAGAUUUCAUAUAUUGCAGGUUUCUUAAAUGAGUACCUCUCUCAUUCCUGCAUAAAUAAAAAUAAGGGAAGCAAGAUUCCUUGUGUCUUUUGGAGUUUCUAGCUGCUGCAGAUAUCCCUUACACUCAAGAUUAUAAGCAUAAUUCUUAUGAAAGCAGACAACAAUAUAUCAGCAAAAGUAAUUUGAUUUGUAGUUUGACUAUUCCCAUUGCAGAGAAAUAAAUUCUAAAUAUUUAAGUUUUCCUUCUUCCACCAAAUAGGUAAAGUACAUUUGUUUCCAAUAUUAUUAGUGAUAAUAAUAAUAGGAGCAAUCAUGCUUAUGGAAGCCAAAGAACAACAAUAAGCAAGGCAAUUCUGAUGAGUGUUAAAGCAAACAAAUGUUGAGUUUGAUAUGGCUUUCCACCUAUCAUGAAGAUAGUGUAUAUUGCCAUUUGACUUGAUCGGGAAUUUUUCGAUGAAACGUUUUCCUUGAAAUAUUGAUCAACAAGAGUAGAACUCUUUGUGAAAAAAAGAUUGGUUUUGGAAAUUCUCGUUAGAAAUAUAUUAUGGAAAUAGUUUUUAAAUGAUUGAAGUAUCUUGUUUCAAAAUUUUUAAAUGUGAAGUUUUGUUUUUGACUUCAAAUUGACUUUUCAUUUUGAAAUGUUGAAAAGUGUAUGUAAAAAGGGAUUAAAAUUAUUGAUGUAAAGCAUUCCUUGAUCAGAUUUAUAAUUCCUUUUUCAGAUUAUAAUUUUGCCAAAGUGUUGAGAAUUUGGGCUACUUUUUCAGAAGAUUCAAAAAUGUAGCACAGAGACAUUGUUUCUUCCUCAUCUUCAAAUCUACUGAUUUUCCUUUCAAGAUAGACAUUAUGAUUCCAGCUUCACCCAUUACUUAAAUCCUCUACUGUUAGUUGAACUAUUUUUAAGUGAAGAAAAGAAUUCACCCAUACUCUUUUACUCAUUCUCUCAAGACUUUAAGACUCUCUGCUGGAAUUCAUCAGAUAAAUAUCACAUUUACACCCCUAGUGAUACCCAGAAAUGUCUUCAGACAGUGAUCGAAGUGACAAUGGUACACCUGCCGACCUUAACUGAAAUGUUGUAUUAGAGAAGAGAUAUUAACCGAUAAUAUAUUUCCAUGUAAGCUGUGUAAUUAUAAAAUAUGUAGAUACUAUAGAUAUAACAAGCAAGCAUCAACCAGCAUUCAUCUUGAGUCACCAAGUGGCACCAAAAGUUUUGGUUUAAGCUUGCAUUUAGCUUGGUACCUGACUUUACCAUGAGCUUUCUAGUCUGGGUGGAAUAAAAGGAGAGAAGGAGAAAAGAAAGAAAAUAAAAAGAUGGAAUGGAAGUCUCUGGUACAUGUCUACAUUGCUGUUAAUGAAGUAAAAGUAAAGAGUGGACUAAAUGAAGCCAAACAGCAAUAGCUAGACAGUUAGAAUUUUCUGGGAUAUGUAUUUUAAAAUAUGUCUACACUGCAUAGAAGUCACUCUGUGACUACAAAGUAGACGUGGCUUAAGAGAAUGUUUUCCUGUUUUCUGUUUUGUUUUCAACUCAUCUGUUAUUGCCAAGCUUCUCAAAGACUCUAAAGCAAAGCACUAUUAAACUCCAUAUUACUCAGUAGGUGCAUAUUACUCAGGAAAACUAUAUACUUUACUGAUUUACAAAUUGAAGUACUACGACGAAUUCAGUUUCAAUGAGUAAAUAUCAAUAAUUUGUGAAGUGCUCUUUACCUUAUUUACAUUAUCACUUACUGAUUUAAAAAUUAAAGACCUUUUAGCAUCUCUGAGAUAUUUUGACUAUAUAAGUUACAUUUUCACUAUGUUCUUAUUAAUCUGUGAAAACUGCCCAGGUGUUAUUCCAUGACUAACCCAUGUAAAUAUUUAAUCAUGUGCUUUAUUAUAGAGUUGUAACUGUCUAGAUUGAAUAGUAUUAUACUUUGCUAUAAUUUCUGUACAUACAGAAGAUUAAAGUAGAAUGGAUGGCAUAUUCAAAAAGCAGAGAGGAAAAUAAUUGAACAUCUCAAGAGAUUCUAGGAAGGAUAAAGUUUACAUAGGAUUUCAACCUUUCUGAAUUGCUGAGGAUAUCUGCUCCAACAAGAUAUAAACAGCCAGGGUAUCUCUGAGCAGUCAAUUUUUUUUCUACAUGAAAAAUGAAUAAAAUAUUUUGUUUUCCAUAUGAGGUACAGGGUUCUUAUUGCCCUGAUUUUCCAGUAAAUUGUUAGCAAUUUCUUUCUUAGAUCUAAACAUCUUUCCUAGCUGAAGAAUAUGAGGCAGUAGAAGACUCUGCAUUUACUCAUUUAAUGCUACUAUUUCUUCACUGUUUCAGGUCAAUAUCUUAAAAAUAGAUGCCUUAAUCUUGUGUGGGUGUGAAAUUUCAGAAACACCCAAGCAAGUUAGAACUAUUCACCUCAUUACAGCAUUUAUGUGCUUUUGAAAAUCCACCUUCUUAAUCUGUGUUUAGGCACCUGUGUAAACAUAUUUUCAGAAAAUCAUAUCCACCUAGUUUAUGCUCAUAUUUGGCCUUGUCUUGAUUUUGUUCAAUAUUGUUAUGGAUCUCACUCUUUCUUUGUCCCUCCCACCUCUCCCCACACUUUCUUUUUCUUUCUUUUCAUUUUUUUUUUUUUAAUACCUUUAGAAUUUAUUGAUGUUAGUUAGUGAAUUUCUGGAUUUGCAGUCUGGAGAGCUCUCUUUGGUAUUCUUCUUCUGAAGAUAAGCCUAUGUAUUUGCACAUAAAUGUAAAGAAAAUUAAAAAGCAAGUUAAGAGGUAAUGACUAUAGUCAAUAAGUUGCUUCACAGAGAGAAAAUACUAGGGACUAAAUGGUUCCUUGAGCCAGCAAAGAAGAAUAUAUUAAAAAAAAAAAAAAAAAAAAAAACAAAACACAAAAACAAGCAAACAAAAAAAAACCCAACCAAACAAAAAAACACUUAAAAUGAGAUAAAUUAAAAUUAGAAAUAAAUUCCAAACUAUUAGUAAUGAGACCAGUUAACCACUGGAAGAAGUUAGCAAAGAUAGUUGUGGUUCCUCCAUUUUCUGAUGCUUUCAAAACAGGAUGGAACAUCUUUCUGACAGGUUUAUGUAGUCUAAUACAACUUAUUGGACUCAGUUCAGAUGUACUUAAGUGGCAUCCCAUAUUCAUUGACUCAACAGUUCAAAUAGUUUCUUUAGACAGAAAAAUGUAAGAAUAAGUAUGUCAAAAGACCUAAUAAAGUUUUUUUGUCUCAGCUGUAAUGAAAUGUUCUUAUUCAAGCCAGAAGAGUUCUUUGUUGUGAUUUUAAAUUUAAAAUAUGACAGAUAGGGUGGUUUAGAACAACACAAUGCAGGAAAAACAUUGUCAAAUUACAAACAUUCAUAUUUCAAAUGAUUAAUUGAUUAAUAUCUGUCUGAUGCAUUUUGUGGUAUUUACAAAGUAGCAAAUUUGUAUCCUCAGGAAUUCAACACUGUUUUAGAGAUUCCCAAUCUAGGUCUGAGAAAACCGGCAUUUUGGAUUGUGCAAUGUGAAAUCCCAGAAUUACGGAAGCACUAGUUCCUUAGUAUUUGUCAAAGGUUUGAGGAUACGCAAGGGAGUUUACCUUGGGUGCAGCUAACAUGAUGCAAAAUUUAAGUAACGGUUACUCCUUUUAGUGAAUUAUCACAUUUGACUUGUUAAUAUCAUUAGCAAACAUUUUCACUGCUCAACAGGGUUUGAACCAUACCAAUUUUAUGCAAUUGUUUUGGAGAUCUAAAUUUUAAAAGUUGUGCAAGCAAAACUGGUAGAACUCUUCAAAAGUACUUGGUUUUCAAAGUUUUUAUCAAAAUGCCUGCAAGAACUUUUCUUCAUCUUUUUUUUUUUUUUUUCAUUUUUUUCAAUUAAGUAAUCUCUUAGAAACAUUACUGUUAAGAUGGAUGAUGGGGUUUUUUCCAACUUGUUUAAAAUAUGAUGCACCUAAACUCUGUAAUAUUUUCAGUAAAUUUGGCAAGCUUCAACUGGCUUUGAACAGUUUUUAUUUGAUACCUCAUUGAAUUCAAACUUUUAAAUUAGAGCCUCUUUGUAAAAUGUACGCACUGAGUAUAAGAGAAUAUUUGUUUUAAGAAGCAAUGAAAUAAAAAUGUCAAACAGAUAGCUGAUAACUGUACCACCUUCCUGGGAGGACAUUAUCAAGUAGCACAAGGUUUCCCAUAGUGUAGAACAGCAUUGUAUUUCCUGUGGCUGGUUUCUGCCAGAUGUCUUCUUAGAGUAAAUUAAAGGCAAUUAUUAUAUAUAUAUAUAUACAUAUAUAUAUAUAUUUCUGUUUAAUUUCAUUUCAUACUUUGUCACCUUAAUGUCAUCUUCAAGAAUCUAAUAUUGAGGUAACAUGAAGCCUUUCCAUAGAGGCUGAUAGUCUAAGUGCUUAUAUAUGCAAGUAGUUUUAUUUAUAUAUGUUUUCCUGUGGCCCACACAGUAAAUAAUAUCCAUAGAAGACAUUAUGGAACCAAAUAAAAUCUCUUUUAGAAUCCUGUUAUGAAAAUUAUCCUGAACUAUCCCAAUAUGAGACAAGGAUUUCUUUUCUGUGGUAGGAUCUGCUUCAAAAGGUUUUGGAGCUCUGAGAGCUUUUGAAGGAUGGAGGAUAAGCUCAAAGUCCUAAAGAGCACUAUCUGAGAUUCAUGUACUGUGUUGAUUCUGACACACAGCAUCCUUAUAGGUUAAGCUCAAGUGACUUCAGUGGCUUAAGCUCCUCCUCAAGAGGAGCUGUAAAGCCUGCUCACUGGUCAAUAGGAUUUCUUUAAUCUUUUUUUGAAUCUGAACAAGAUUGUAUUUGUCAAUCUGAAUUACAUAUUAGAAAAAUUUAAAUGGUACAUUUUCUCUGACUUCCCCCAGAGAAACCAAGCUUGUAGUUCCAUAUUUUUACUUUCUCAUUUGGCAUGCUCUAAAUGCAUUCCACUGUAGUUGGACAAAUGCUCAUCCUGGGCAACUAUCCACAGAUAAUAUGUUAUAGAAAACUGUGUGGAUGUCAAAUAAUAUAGCACUAUUUCCUACUGUUGGAGCAUCAAUAGUCAGCAAAUGAACUUAUAUAUUGUAUAUCACCUGAUGUGUAUUUCUUAGUUGUAAAGUAGUUUAAGGAAUGUAUUGCCAUUAGCAAUUAAUGACUAUAAACUGGAGAAAAGCCAUGUUCUUCUUAUAGUUCUUUUUUUUUUUUUUUCUCUUACUAUAAUGAAGUUUUGUGUUGUGGUUAUCUAUCUUCGAGAUUUUAGGGGGAAGGUACCAUUUUGUAAUGAAUCAAAAUAGAAAAAAGUCACAGUUCUGUUCUAUAUUAAAUCUGACAGGAAGGUGAAGGAACAAAGCUAUUUUCAUUCCGCAUAAAAAAAGUACUUUUUUUUCUGAUUCCUUUUCAUAUGGUUAUUCAUUUUGUGAUACAGUCUGGUGAAGGGCUGUAAAGAAAUUAGAAGGUUCAGCGGCGAAUCUCAUUCCUUCAAGAUUCUCUGCAAUGUUCAAAUUCAGCAAACUGGCAGGGGAAACUGCUCCUCAUCACCGUUUUUCUUCAGCAAUUUAUAGAAUUCCCCACUCUCCUCCUUUUAUUAAAAGUCACAUCCUUGCCAAACUGGUUGCUAAAGAUCCAAGAACAACUCAACUAUUGGGUGAGGAGAAGUUAAUUAACUUCCAAACCACGAUGAAGACUUACACAGCUUUACUGAGCACGAGUUCAACCCUCUUAAUUCACCUAAGUUGAACACAACUCAGUUUCAAGGAGUUAGGCAAUUGAUACAGCAUUUUCAUGGAUUUCUGUUACUUACCAUUUUACAUCAGGAAAGCCUGUCUCUGGGUAGGAGUAUAUAUAUAUAUAUAGAGAGAGAGAGAGAGAGAGAUGAGCCCUAUAAAUCUCACUAUUUGUUUCUAGCCAAUUUUCAUUUGAAGAUAUGCAUCCUCACAUAAGUUCCUGUUGAAGUGUUGGGUUUUGUUUGUUUUAAUUAAGAGAUUAUAUUAUCUCAGAAAAUCAAUCCAUCUUUGUCUUGGAACAGGGGCUUGAGUAAUAGUCAGAUGAAAUAGCCUGUGUACUGGCUCAGAAGGUCAGUUUGGUAACUACUGCAGGCUGAACAACACAGUUUCAUCUGCAUAUAUCUCAGUAUAGAGACACUCUUGAGAGAAUGUCAAGUUCAGAAAAGAUAUGUCAGAUGAAAUGCAUCCUUGUCACAUUGGUCUGGUUUUGAAGCAUCAAUGCUAACUUCUGCAAAGGACAAGAAGACUCAUGUUCCAUGUCAGAUGGGAUUGAAUACAGGCUUUUUACAGAGAAUUAGUAAAAGUACUCCUAAAAGGAGCUCUCAGCAAAGCCGUGAGUGCCCAGCUGAUGACUGGCAAUGUGUUGCCCAGGAGCGAAAGAAUUAGUUUUAUAGGUUUUUUUUAAAUCUAUAGUUAUUAUAAUGACACUUCAUUUUUGGGGGUAUAUCAGCCUCAAGAAGAAAAGCUGCCCCUCUCAUUGUACUGAGCCUUUAGUCUCUGCAGUACAAAUCUUAAAGCUUCACCAUGUUCAGAAGUUAUAGGAAGCAAAAAUGGAAAAAUAUUUUGAGAGGAAUCAGAGUUGGCCUCUGGAAAGUAGGAUUAUAGUAUGAUUUUCAACUUUCAUUUAGUUAUUUUGAAUAUUUCUUUGUUUUCUUUUCCAGUAAUUUUGAGUUGAAUAGUUGCACUGUUGAACAUUAUUGUUGUUGGUUCACUUCCCUCUCUCGCUAUUACCCAAAGCUCUCAAAAUACAGGCCUCUUUGGCUGGUUAACUUCUCUUUGAAGAUGUAGCAAAACAGCAAAUUCUCUCACAUUGCUAUUUAUAUUCUCUAUGUACCUAGCAAGUUUCACAGACAUAACAGGGUUUAAGUCUCUCAUGUCCAUAUGGGAUUUGCUUUAAUAAAAAUCUGGGUUGCUUGAAUGUUCACACAUGUACUCAGCAGCUAUAUAUUUGUUGUCAUUUGAAUUAAUCUCAACUUUGCAUUUUUCAUGCCACAGAAUGUACAGCAAAAAUAAUGGAAUAUUAGUAUAGUUUAGGUUUUUUGGUUUUCAGGAGUCAAACUCCUUUGGGUAAUUCUUGACUAAAUAUGUUAUAAUUGUCCAAAAAGAAUAAGCUAAAUAGAUUCAGGUGGUUUUUUUCCCUCCUUCUCAUUGUAAUUACGUGUGUGUGUGUGUUUCUACUAGGCAUCUGAAAGUUUAGUUUUCUCAAAAACAGUAUGUGCACAUGAUUAACUUUGUAAAAGUUACAGUAGUGGUAUGGAGUAUUUAUUUUUAAACUAAAUUCUUAAGGAACCAUUGACUGUAAAUAAAAGACUAUAUUUUCCUCCUCA
This is a messenger RNA of Columba livia (rock pigeon), 13195 nucleotides long. RefSeq names its product formin 1 (gene FMN1). Bases 921 to 4565 code for a protein of 1214 amino acids. The transcript has 17 exons. Lineage: Eukaryota; Metazoa; Chordata; Aves; Columbiformes; Columbidae. Gene Ontology annotation, cellular component: cytoplasm; nucleus; actin filament. The record is from RefSeq and is a predicted model, not a curated record. Gene Ontology annotation, molecular function: microtubule binding. Gene Ontology annotation, biological process: actin nucleation.